AUGGCGGACCGAGGCAGCUCUAGCUUCGGGGACGUCCAAAGCAGUGGAGCUUCUUCAGCACUUCCUGAUGUGAGUGUCCCGGUCCUCAGCCAGAUCCACGUUUCCUGCUACGUCACAGCUGCAAAUCGAGCAGCGCCGGUGUUCGAGGUUCUCCCACAGCACAACUGCGUGCGAGUUGUGAAUAAAGCCUCGAGUGAUGCAGCUUCCGGUAACAGCGGAACUGUGGCGACCGGAACUACUGACAUCGUGGCGCCUGUGGCCGAGUGGGACUUUCAUUCGGUCUUUUCGUCGACAUCGCCUUCACACGCCAUUGAUUUCUUCACUGAGAUCACAUUACCAGCUCUUCGUACAGCGCGAGACGGAAUCAACUCCAACGUUGUCGUGUGGGGUGUGCAUCCUACGCAGAAGUUUAGACUGCUGUUCGGUAAAAGUGUGGGUGGGGGCGGGUUUGCUCCUCGACCGGAAAUGGCUGUGAAUGAUGUCGUGGAGCUCUACGGCCAGCUUGUGGGGAUGCUACAUGCAUUUUACUCUCGAUUGGAUCUGGGAUCUCGACCGAUUCAGGACGAGCCGUGGCGACUGGGAAUUAGCAGUUGGAUUAUCGUGAACAACCAAGAAAUUGACCUCUUGAAGAGUCCGAUAGGAGGGGCGUCAACUGAAGGAAGCAGAAUGCCAUCGGAGAAAGCUGAACCAUUGUCGUUUGUCUCGCUAGAGGCGACAUCACUGGCUACCGCUUUUCGCAUUGUUCAAACUGCGAAGACCAACCGCAUCGUACGCAAACAGAACGCAGAAAGUGUCCACUUUUUCGUACGUUUGGCGUUAUUUCAUGGCGGUCAGGUCAGCACGGUGCACCUUGUUGACCUUAUCGACCAGAAAGAAUCCCAAGACCCCGUCUUGAAUCAAGAGAAGUACGAGUUCUACAACAUUUUGCAGGGGCUACGACAGCCCUCAUUUUCUCCGAGGCGAACUGGAGACGGAUGUGGCGGAGGAGCUGCAGUAAUGAGUUCUGCUGGGAAGAUGGUCCUGUCUAACUUCAUGUUGCCGCUCUUGACUGCGAACGCCAAGACCUUUCUGUAUGCAAAUGUGAUUGACUCGCGCUCGAGUUUGCGGGAAAGCGUGCAGAUGCUAAACGCUGUGGCUAACCUUCGAGGAUUCGCAUGUGUUUGCAAACCACUACGCGGCGUUACGUUUGAGCAGCUCCGUUUCCAAGCUAGCCCAGACGAAGAGCGACAAGAAAUCUUCAGUCAAGCAGAACAGUUUAACGCACCAGACUUGGGCAUAGACUCAAGGCCUACCCUGAAUCGCGCGUCGACUUCACCACCUAUGGCAGCGUCUUCAGCUCGGUCAUCUUCGCCCAUAAUCGUACAAACACUGGAGAGUGAGCUGCCACCCCAUCAACUACCACAAACGAAGUUAUCCAGCUCGUUUUCAGAUGGAGCGUUUGAGUCGGAAGCUAUGAGCUGGUUGAGUGAGUUUGCUCAACGGAAACGAAACAUUCUUGGAGGAUCUAUUGACACGAUCGACACGGUUGCCUCAAUAGCUCGAGUCCCCGAAAUCCGUGCAAGUCUACCAUUAUCUUGUGGAGAAUCUGAAAAUGAGUUUAUUGACCGGAGUGACGCAACGCUAGAAGCACACGCGACUAUCACAGAUUUAUAUAAGCAGUUGCGUGAGUCGUUGGAAGAUGUCCAGGAGAUAGAGCUGGCUGGAUCGGAGAGUCCACGGGGAUCCUACUGCUCACUUCACUCGUUGCCUCCUGGUCGCUCUACGCCUGAAUCUCAUCCGCCACUACCGAUUGUUGACCAAGAGGCAGAGCAAGAGGACCUACCGCGGGUUGGAUACAGCAGAAGUACCAUUGGAGGUAUCGCGCGGCACCAACUACAGCAGUCACAUGAACCAAAUCAAGAGGAGCUACUGCCAUGGUCUCAGUUUAAUCCGGAAGCGUUCAAAAAAGCUGGCUUACACCCCUGUAUCUUGGAGCCUCCGAAUCUCAACGGGUUAGAUGCAAAGACUGCGGAAAAGGUUCAAGCGGCAGAUGCAACUUUACUUCGCAAGAACUAUGACGCACUGCUAUCAAUCGUCCGUGAACAACAGCAAGCAAAGGAGGCAGCCGAGGCGCGAGCGGCCGAGGCUUUGCAGGAUCAGGAGGAGCAACGAGCAAUGUUCGAAGUUCAGAUUGAAAACAUGAAGCUGGCGAAUGUCGGGCUUCGAAGCAAAGUACGCGCGCUAGGGAAUCGAACUUCACUGCCUCAAGUGUUUGAGCAGUAUGAACAGGAGCUACGAACACUUCACGCCCAGGUCGAGGAGCUACAAGCACGAAACGUGGCGCUUGAGCUCCGGGUUGGUGGCGAUGGAAAUGGAGGACCAGGCGGAUCUGCUUCCGAAAUCAAGAAGAAGUAUCAACAAGUGGUCGAAGAGAAGUUGGCACUUGAGCGAGAACUCAUGGAGCAUCGAAGGAGAGAAAGGUUAGUUUUCUUACUAGGUGGUGGCAUCAACAGGCAUCAUCAAGUCCACAGUCGCCUUGCGGGUGAAUCCACUCGUCGUGUAGACCAACUUUCACGCGACUUGAACAACAAGGAAGAGGAUCUAGUGGCUACCCGGCUGAGCAAGCAGCGGUUGAGCGCUGAAAUGAACCAGGCUCUUGAAAAGGCCGAUCAAUUGCAUCAUGAGAACGAAAAGCUGCUACAAGAGAAGGCGGCUACGGCCGAGGAGCUCCUCGCCACUAGGAUGUAUCUGGCCUCUCUUGAAAACGAGAAGAAGAAAGCCUCGAUCCUCGACCGCUUCGUUGAAAAGCAUGGCAACCGCAUGAACAAGUUGCGUCAGCAUUGUCAAACGUCUUCUGGGAAUUGGAGACGCGACCAGUACGCUCGUGAAUGUGAAGACAAGCUUCUAGCAACAGUGAAGCGCUCGCUUCCUCAGGCAGUCCCGCUCUGCAACAAGCUGCUGCGACGCCUAGAGAUGCAGGAGCUGUCGCUACGUGAGUUCUCCGAGCGGGAAGUGGACUUCAUCAAUCUGCUCGUGGAACUUGUGUCGGACCAACCGACAGUCUCACUCAAGCAGAUGAUUGAACAGGAAAUGACGAAGCUUCAAUCAUGCUAA
Molecule: messenger RNA, 3093 nt
Organism: Phytophthora sojae
Lineage: Eukaryota; Oomycota; Peronosporomycetes; Peronosporales; Peronosporaceae
Exons: 6
Coding region: 1-3093 (1030 amino acids)
Source: RefSeq, a predicted model, not a curated record